Caenorhabditis remanei is the source of this 2214-nucleotide messenger RNA. RefSeq lists its product as uncharacterized. The record is from RefSeq and is a predicted model, not a curated record. Lineage: Eukaryota; Metazoa; Nematoda; Chromadorea; Rhabditida; Rhabditidae. Gene Ontology annotation, molecular function: protein binding. The transcript is spliced from 10 exons. Gene Ontology annotation, biological process: innate immune response. Bases 1 to 2214 code for a protein of 737 amino acids.
AUGACGUUUCUCUUCUCUCUCUUUCGUUUGCUCUCUUGGAUAAUCUCCGUCUUCUUCCAAACAAUCAAAUCAUUGCUCGUCCUCAACGGACUGUUACCUCCACCACCCUUCCCUAUCUUCCGUGUCCCAUACCUCCCGUUAGCCAGAAUUAUCGAUUUUAUGGAGCCCGAAGCAUUAGUAUCGCUGUCUUUCUGCUCUCAGAAAAGUCACUCUGUCAUAAAAACUCAACAAAGAGCAUCAUUCAAUGGACGUAUCCGUGUUUCAUGGCCACACAGAGACGUCAUGUUUUAUUCAGUCAAAAAUCUAACUCGUGUUUUGCGUGCUGCCAAUUACUCGUAUUUUCCCAAGUCUGAGAGAAGUAAUUAUGUGAAAAUGAACGGGCAGAACGUUCCAGUUAUAAUGCACCCUUUGGAUGGAUUUCUAGUUUCCGGCUGGGAGAAUAUAACGGAGGGAUUGGAAACUAUUACUGACUAUGUUACCAACCUAUUCAAUAUUGAUAUAUCAGAAGUCUUUGUAUCUGACGAUUCAUUCAAAAUGAUAGAAUGGGUGAACAGUAGACAAACAACACCAUUGAAAAAAAUAGUUUACAUGGCCAUGGCCUGGAGUCCUUGCUCAUCGGAAGAUGAAAUGAAUUAUAUUCUGAGGGAUUGCCGGUGUUCAUCUGAAAUACGCAUCCACUCAAAGGCCCCAUCCAGUUUUCGCUUCUCGGGAAACUUCCGUAGAAUCGAUUGUUUAGAUAUCAGUAAUUCCGAAUGGGUAACAAUAGAUAACUUAUUGACCAUGGAUGGAAUUGAUAUUCAUCUAGACAAUGCCAGUCUCACUAAUAGUGAUUUUAAUGUCUUCCUGAAGCACUGGCUGUCUGGAGGGUGUCCUCGAUUGAAACUAUUCUGCGCUAGAAUUGGUUCUGUAGAUAUCUUUCGAGUCCUCGCUGGCUUACGGCAUAACGUCGUUCGUGUGGAGAAUCGUCGUGACUACAACAGCCCCUUUGGACACCAAUGGACUUUGUGGGAUGGAUAUGACAUCCAACGUGCGGAUGGUGCCCCGGCCGUAUGUCUUCCUCAACAGAACAACACACUUCUGUACGCUUAUUCUACUGAUAUCGACUAUUACACGUUUUGGUAUGGUGCCAGGAGUAUAGUCAGUUAUGCUUCUACCUAUGCAACAACGGCAAGUGUUCGAUUCGAUACAAAACAAGAAGAAGAGAUUGAGUAUCACACGGACUGGAAUAGUUUGAAUAUUUCUAUAUAUUCUCAUCAACCGGAUCCAUCACUUGGAUAUGAAGAUAAUACUACUGGAAGCAACUUGUACAGUGUGUUGAAGAAGUUUCUCAAUAAUGGGAAGGUGUCAUUAUGCGGAGCCCAAAUUAUUGUAUUAGUGAAACGGUAUCCAGAUGAGUCUGAUGUAUCUGACAUCAUUUCCCAACUACGAGCCAAUCAUGUGUUGGUGCACAUUGGUGUCGACAGUAUCCCAUCGGGUGGUUCCAAUUCUGCGACACUAUAUGAAAUGUCAUUUCAAACCAAUGGAUACUGUGCGUUCGCCACCGGCGGUGAUCUUUUUAGUGCUUUUGGCGACAUGGCUUGGAUACUUGGUAAUCCUUACCAAUUCAUUGCUCAAAACUUUGUGGUUUCUGGAUCGGGUCGAAUCAAAAUACCGGCAUUUAAAUCUCCGAUACCACCUGGUAUUCAUGCAGAUUUUUGUUAUUUUGCAAUAACUGUUCAAAACCACACACUCGACAAUUCAUUCGUAUCUAUGAAUCACACAAUAGAGAGUACUACUGGAUAUGAUGUGAAAACAUUUCCGAGUAACGGUAUUAAUCUUCUUUGGGGAACUGCACAAACAGGUGAAUUGUUUCUAAACGGAUCCCUCUCUUACAAAUGGACAAUUGACUAUCAUUAUAAUAAUGAUGAACCACAAAUCAUAGAAUGCAGAAUGUACAGUCCUGAGCACUGGCUGUCUGGAGGGUGUCCUCGAUUGAAACUAUUCUGCGCUAGAACAGGAUCCGUGGAUAUCUUACAAGUACUCGCUGGUUUACUGCGUAACGCCGUUUUCGUGGAGGGUCGUGGAGACUACACCAGCCCAUUUGCAUACAGGAGAACUUUGACAUCUGGAUUUGAUAUACGGCGUGCGGAUGGUGUGACAGCGACCGUAUGCAAACAGGGGAAUGGAACCCUGGUUAUUGCUGUUUGGCCGGAGACCACUUAUAAUUAUAAUUAA